UUCUGAAGCCACAGGGCCACAGGUUCUGAUUCUGCGUGUGGGAAGAACAACGCCUGAAAAGUUUGUUGAGAGAGAGAGAUAACUGCUUUCGCGAUGCAGAGUCUGCAGCAGAAGGCCUCUGAAUGGAGUGGAGUUUCCACAGAUGAUGCUUUUGCUAUCGACGACGGCGAUUUGUUUCACACUCUUGGCCUCCAAACCUUCGUUACACUCUCUACCAAUUUCUACAACAGGGUAUAUGAUGAUGAUAAAGAGUGGUUUCGUUCAAUAUUUGGGAAUUCAGACAAGGAAACGGCAAUUCAGAACCAGUACGAAUUCCUCGUCCAGAGGAUGGGAGGUCCUCCUCUCUAUUCUCAAAGAAGAGGGCACCCUGCUCUAAUUGCUCGACAUCGACCAUUUCCUGUGACACAUGAAGCUACUGAGAGGUGGCUACAUCAUAUGGGACAAGCAUUGGACAGUACCUCAGCUAUAGAUGAUGAUUCAAAGAUCAAACUCACGAACUUUUUCAGGCACACUGCAUAUUUCCUUGUGGCUGGAGUUGAGCGAAAGGAUCAACACCAUCACACACCAUGCAAGGAUGCUGCCCUGAAGCAACACCCAUGUAAAAACUUCUAGUAUUUUCUUUGUACCAUAUAGAGAAGGUAUCAUAUCAGAUGUCAAUUUUACUGUUGACAUAAAAACUUUCAGAU
Vigna umbellata (rice bean) is the source of this 686-nucleotide messenger RNA. RefSeq names its product group 2 truncated hemoglobin 3-1. NCBI's taxonomy places the organism in Eukaryota, Viridiplantae, Streptophyta, Magnoliopsida, Fabales, Fabaceae. Gene Ontology annotation, molecular function: oxygen carrier activity; oxygen binding; heme binding. Gene Ontology annotation, biological process: oxygen transport. The record is from RefSeq and is a predicted model, not a curated record.